AUGGAGGGUGACACAUUCUCUGGCCUUGCCAAUGGUGCUCAGAUUGAUGCCAAGAUCAUGCAGACAUUUCAUAAGAGCUUUGUUCAAGUCCAGAAUAUUUUUGAUCAGAACAGGCUACUCAUCAAUGAGAUAAACCAGAACCAUGAGUCUAAGGUCCCUGAUAACCUCAGCAGGAAUGUAGGGCUCAUUAGGGAGCUCAACAACAAUAUCAGAAGAGUGUAUGACCUAUAUGCUGAUCUUUCAACUUCCUUUACCAAAUCCAUGGAAGUUACAUCAGAGGGGGAUUCAAGUGGUGGUGUGAAGUCAGAUGGGAAGGCAGUCCACAAGAGACAAAGACCUGUGUAG
Molecule: messenger RNA, 345 nt
Organism: Sphenostylis stenocarpa
Lineage: Eukaryota; Viridiplantae; Streptophyta; Magnoliopsida; Fabales; Fabaceae
Source: the annotation of a GenBank genome assembly